Penicillium cosmopolitanum is the source of this 1188-nucleotide messenger RNA. RefSeq lists its product as uncharacterized. The transcript is spliced from 2 exons. The coding region runs from base 1 to 1188 and encodes 395 amino acids. Gene Ontology annotation, molecular function: protein binding. NCBI's taxonomy places the organism in Eukaryota, Fungi, Ascomycota, Eurotiomycetes, Eurotiales, Aspergillaceae. The record is from RefSeq and is a predicted model, not a curated record.
AUGCGGCAGCUCCUGGCUCCUUCUUGGGCCAAUGUCAAUACUCUCGAGGAGGCCUCUUUCAGUUCACUUCCGCUUCCCCCAGAGAUAUUUCUGGAAGUGAUUGAGUAUUUGGAAGCCGAAGAUAUCUUGGCUCUCGCGCAAGCCGAUGAGGGUUACAAGUGGACAUAUAAACAUUGUUCGGCAUUAUCUGAGAGAGGAUCCGAUCCAUGCACUGCUGAUAAUGAGGGAAAGACGACAUUGCACGUGGCCGCUGGUUUCGGUCACUGUAACGUGGCGUCUUUAUUGAUUGAUGCGGGAGCCGAUAUCAAUGCACGUCUUAAGAAUGGAUUAGCUCCACUGGAUUUUGCCGUUCUAACGGGAUAUUAUGGCGUCCUGGAGCUUCUUUUGAAUAAAGGAGCCACCAUUACGGAUGUAAGGAUCGGCGAGGCUCAAAGAACGACUCUACAGGCCGCUGCUAUCAGGGGGUAUAGCCGAAUUGCAGAGGUUUUGAUAAGACAUAAAGCUCCUAUUGAUAUCAAGGAUGGCCACGGUCACACGCCUCUUCAUUUGGCUGUUUCGAAAGGGCAUCUUGAGAUAGUUCGGGCGCUGCUUCGUGCUGGAGCAACCUGCCUCACAAGAGAUGAAAAAGGCGACUCACCUCUGCACCUCGCCGCCAGCAACGGUUAUACUGCUAUAGUACAGGAGCUUCUGAACAAGGGAGCAGACCCUUCUCUGCGAGGCCACGAGAAUGCUAUGCCAUUGCACCAGGCGUCAUUGAUGGUUUACGUUGAUAUUUUCCUGCUUCUUCUCAAUGCUGGGGCGAAUGUGUCUGCUCAACUUUUAGAUGGGAAAACCCCUCUUCUUCAAGCCCGUGGCGGCGGUCAGGUCGCAAUCGUGCGGCAGCUAAAAGCUGCCGGAAGCUGCCCUUCAGUUCCAGGUGAGGAUGGGAACACGCCACUACACUUCGCUGUCCUUCCAGGGAAAACAGCAAUCGCCGGUAUGCUAAUAGAAGCUGGAGCACAUGUCGAUAGCAUAAAUGACAGGAAACAGGGCCCCUUACACUGGGCAGCUAGAGAACACGAAGAGAUGGUCUCUACUUUGCUGAAGCAAAAUACAGAACAAGAAUGUAAGCUUUUUCACAAGUUUGAUGAUAAUUCAUUGAUUUGGGUCGCCCUUUUUUGUAUUUCUGAAACUGAUUUACUUGAUUAG